UUCCCCUUGCGUCUGAGACCUACUUUUGGACUUAAGCACUGCAACAGGAGUAAGCUCCCAUCCACACGGCAAUGUUGGACUCCGUAACGCACAGCAUUUUUCUGCCAAACACAAUGGGCUGUGAACCCCUGAUGUCUUGGACAGAAUUGUUUGGGACAACUGAAGAUUAUUAUCCCACCGUCGACCAUCAGACAGGGUCUGACUUAUUUUGGACAUCCAUUCAUCCGGAAUACUGGAGCAAACAAAAUGUCUGUGACUGGCUGCAGUUUUGCUGUGACCAAUAUAAACUAGAUGCCAACUGUAUCUCCUUUUCCCACUUUAAUAUUAACGGCUUGCAGCUGUGCAGCAUGAGUCAAGAGGAGUUUGUACAUGCUGCAGGCAUCUGCGGCGAAUACCUAUAUGUCAUCCUACAGAACAUCAGGAUGCAUGGCAUUUCUUUUUUUAAUGACAAUGAAGAAACAAAGCCGUCUAUUGGAGAUUACAAUGCUAAGGCAUGCCUGAGUGCGGGUGGCAUCAAGAGUCAAGAAUGUCACAGUCAUGGCAGAACAAGCCUACAGAGUUCUCACCUGUGGGAAUUUGUAAGAGACCUGCUCCUGUCUCCUGAAGAAAACUCUGGUAUUCUUGAAUGGGAGGAUAGAGAACAAGGCAUUUUUCGGGUUGUUAAGUCAGAAGCACUGGCAAAGAUGUGGGGGCAAAGGAAGAAAAAUGACAGAAUGACAUAUGAAAAACUGAGCAGAGCUCUCCGGUACUAUUAUAAAACUGGAAUUUUGGAACGAGUGGACAGAAGGCUAGUCUACAAGUUUGGAAAGAAUGCUCAUGGAUGGCAAGAGAACAAGCUAUGAAUUCCCCACACAGAGCAAACUACCUGUGCAACCCAAAGUGUUUGACAGGAACAGACACUUGAGAAAAGGACUUUUUCUCUUGCCUUUGUCCUCUCUGACAGGCUGAACUAAUGGGCGGUGGUCCAUUUCUAGGAGAGACAAGCCAGAGUACCAUUUUGACAGCACUAGAAUUUGGGGGCUUCUUCCCCACAACA
Molecule: messenger RNA, 1036 nt
Organism: Alligator sinensis (Chinese alligator)
Lineage: Eukaryota; Metazoa; Chordata; Crocodylia; Alligatoridae
Gene: ELF5
Product: E74 like ETS transcription factor 5
Exons: 7
Coding region: 72-842 (256 amino acids)
Biological process (GO): cell differentiation; regulation of transcription by RNA polymerase II
Cellular component (GO): nucleus
Molecular function (GO): DNA-binding transcription factor activity, RNA polymerase II-specific; sequence-specific DNA binding
Source: RefSeq, a predicted model, not a curated record